CCGGUGGCCAUCGCGGCCGCGCCGCCGGCCAUGGCGGCGGAGGAGGAGGACGACGUGGAGUGGGUGGUGGACACGAUCGCCGGGUUCCUGCGGGGGCCCGCCUGGUCCAUCCCCAUCCUGGAGUUCAUGGAGCACAACUGCGAGGUUUUUGAUGAUGAAGAAGAAAGCAAGUUGUCUUACACAGAGAUUUAUCAGGAGUACCAAGCUCUGGUGGAGAGGUUGCUAGAGGACUAUCUCAAAGAGGUUGGAAUCAAUGAGGAGAAGUUUCAAGAGGCUUUUUCAUCCCCACUUGCAAAGACUCACACCUCACAGGCCAUCCUGCAGACAGUGUUGGCAGCAGAGGAUUUUAGGCUAUUUAAAAAAAUGAUGGUGCAGAAAAACAUUGAAAUGCAACUGCAAGCCAUUCGGAUCAUCAAAGAGAGGAAUGGUGUGUUGCCCGAGUGUCUGACAGAGGGCUCUGAUGUGUUCAGUGAGAUCGAGCAAGAAGAAAUGAAAAUACUCAAGGAGGUUCUCAGAAAAUCCAAGGAAGAAUAUGACCUAGAGCAGGAAAGAAAGAGGACUGAGGAGGCACAAGCUAAACUCAGAGCACCAGAUGCCACCCACAGUUCUCCAGGGAAUUCGAGAGGAGCUGUCAAAGUAAAGGAGUCCACAGAGGGAGCUGAGGGUGCUGCAGAAACUGCCAGAUGUCCCCCAGAGGGAUCUCAUAAAUCUCCGAAGGAAGACCUAAAACCAGCCUGCCCAGUACAAAAAGGAACUGAAAACUUACCUCAGCCCUCCUGUGCCAAGGGGAAGGAAGACACUAAGAAGAGGCCUGGGAAACACUCAGAGAGCACAGCACAGAAAGCUGGGGGAAAAGGGCCUAGUUUAUCAGAAACCGAACAACAGGAGCUGAAGCAACGUGAGGAAUAUCUGAAGAAAAAAAGAGACCUGCUGCUGGCCACGAAGAAAGAGUCCAAAACCAGGGCACCAACCCCCCCAACCACAGACCAGAAGGAGGAGGAGACACCCAGACAGGAAGUGUCAGAAGAGAAGCAGAGGUUGCUCCAGAAGAGGAAGAUGCUGGCAGAGAAACUAAAAGAAGAGGUUAUUAAUAAGCGAUAGCUUCAAGAGCUCCCUGCAGGCCCCAGGAACAGAAGGGUGUUCUUAGAACAAGUUCUGUCAUCACUGAGUGAGGGGGUUUGGUUUCCAGUCUCACCCUUUAGCUUUAUAGAACUCUCAGACAAGCAGCUCCGUCCUUGGUAAAUCAGUAUUUCGGUUACACUGACACACAGCACGAGCUCUCCUUUUCCAAGCGCUGGGAAUUCCCUGGCUGUGCAGCAGGGAGGCCCUGGGACACCCUGCAGUGCCCAGGCCUGGCUCGGCCUCUGCAGAGCCUGGAGAAGGGAAGCAGAGAUGGAGAGCAGGUGAAGUCAUUCCUAUGGCAACAAGUCAGAGCUAGACAUUGUAACUUUGGCAUUUUUAACAGUACAGGACUUGGUCCCUUUAUUAGCCCGUUAUAAAACCACUCUUUGGCAGCUGUGCAACGUAAUAAAGUCCAAUUCCCCAAGGAAGUGCAACCUUGGCCACCUCAUUUUUAAGAAAGGUAGUGCAGCUUAGGGGUAGAACUCCAGCUCACAGCCUUUUACAGACUGCUGGGGCACUUUGCCAGCCCCAGGGCCCAAGUUUGCUACAAACACAACUUAAAUUAAAGGAAUUGCUUCAGUUGCAAAGUCGGGGCUGUCCCCAGCAACUCCCUUCAAGAGUAGGAGAAAUCUUUUUAAAUCCUUUACUGGUUUGGCCUUGAGACACUGGAAGUGGGGGGAAGAGACCCCCCUUUGCCCAGGGCAUCACACCCCUGACUGCCCCAGCAACCCACAGGAAAAGAGACAAACUCACCUGGUCAGGUUCCACGUAAUUUUUAUUAAAAUAGCAUUUAUAACUGGUACAGUUGGCAGGUGCUCUGUUCUCCUCCAGAAAGGGGGGUAGUGGGAGGGCCCCAGGCAGGGGAACACACGGGGCUGGGGGAACCAGCACUGAGGGGUGACAGCCCCAGGCAAAGCCACCACAGAGUGCCGGGUGUCACCUCCUGGGACUGCAGGGUGGCUUCAGUGGGACGGCUCAUGCCAUUUGGAUCCUGGAAAAACUCGUGACAUCCUUGGUGUUGCUGUAAAAAAACCUCCUGCGGGUCUGUUUGUGAAGCUCCUGCCGGCACUUCAGCGAGGCCUUGGGGGUGAGAGCAGGGUCAGGGCUGAGCUGGGGUGGCUGUUCCAGAGGCUCAGGACACGCAGGUCACUCCAGGGGUGCAGAAGGUGAAGGCACAUCCAGUGCAGCUGCUGCUCCGUGGCCGGGCAGUUGCUGAGGAAGUUCCUCUUCCCUGGGGAAGCAAAGCCAGAGGCAGGUGGGGAUGGUGAGGCUGCAGCUCCACUUUCCCAUCAAAUGCUUCCUCAGAGCCGGAGCUGCUCCAUCCCACGGGUGGAAACAAGGAGUCCCAGCUGGGGGGCUGGAGCCCUCAGGGGCAGCACCACUGGCCUCAGGUCCAUCCAGGAGCUCACACCUUCCCACAG
Messenger RNA from Lepidothrix coronata (blue-crowned manakin), 2543 nucleotides. RefSeq names its product cilia and flagella associated protein 36 (gene CFAP36). NCBI's taxonomy places the organism in Eukaryota, Metazoa, Chordata, Aves, Passeriformes, Pipridae. Gene Ontology annotation, cellular component: axoneme; ciliary base. The record is from RefSeq and is a predicted model, not a curated record. The coding region runs from base 31 to 1101 and encodes 356 amino acids. The transcript is spliced from 10 exons.